AUGUCGAAGCAUGAUAAAGCAUGGAAUAAUCGAUUCAGACAACUUAUCGAAUAUAAGAACAAGUUUGGAAACUGCAGUGUGCCUCUACGAUUCAAGAGUAACCCUUCGCUUGGGAGAUGGGUCAAUCGACAGCGUGAAGCAAUGAACAAGCACAUUUUGGGUUGGGAGAGAGAGACACUGCUGAACGACAUUGGUUUUGAAUGGAACCAGCAAGCAUCCUCUCCGUCAGUUGCAUGGCAAGCCAGGUUCGACCAACUAGUAGAGUUCAAGAAGGAUCAUCACCACUGCAACGUGCCACAGAAUUAUAGCAGAAGGAAAGGUUUGGGAGGCUGGGUGAACCGCCAGCGAACUGCGAGGGCCAAGGGAACCCUGCUACCAGAACGCCAGAAACUUCUGGAAUCCAUAGAUUUUUCUUGGAACAUGAAACAUGAUGCAUGGGACAUUCGCUACGCGCAACUUGUGAAAUAUAAGAUCGAAUAUGGCAACUGUGAUGUACCACAUGGUCAUAAGAACAUAGAGCUAAGUAAAUGGGUCCAAAAACAGCGAUACCUAGCAACGUUGAAAACUAAAGGAACGAAAACUAAUCUGACUGACGUUAGGGAAAAGCAGUUGAAUGAGUUAGGCUUUGAAUGGCACCCGUCCAACACAUCAUGGGACAACCAAUACAAGAGGCUCUGCGAAUUCAAAGCAAAGCAUGGGGAUUCUCAUGUCCCACGCCCAUAUCCGGCAGAUCCCAAGCUUAGCAACUGGGUCUUCAAUCAACGAAGCGAGUACUCUAGGAAGCAACGGGGGAUGAAGAACAGUUUGACGAAAGAACGGGAAGCAAAACUAGACUCACUGAACUUUCGAUGGGCCAUCAUGGGAAAGAAACAUAGUGGCUCGUCAUCAGAUGUGCCUACCGGUACUGCUGGCCCAUCACGAACUUCUUCAUUGCCGGAUGGAUAUCAGCCAAUGUCUAAUUAUCCUCCAGGCGUCCAGCAUCAUCCUUAUGCUGUCCUGCUGCCACCUUAUCAGUGGCAACAACGGAUUUCCAAAUUGGGCGACCAACUCCGUCGACAGGAACAAAUAAUAGUUUCAAAACUCCUACAGCUUCGGGGAUAG
Cylindrotheca closterium is the source of this 1101-nucleotide messenger RNA. NCBI's taxonomy places the organism in Eukaryota, Bacillariophyta, Bacillariophyceae, Bacillariales, Bacillariaceae. The record is from the annotation of a GenBank genome assembly.